AUGCGUCAGGUCAUCAUUGCAUUUGCGCUGGCUCUUGGUGGACUCGCUGUAUCAAUUGAGGUUGAAGGGACAUCAAUUAAUACCUGCCAACCCCAUGAUUCAGUUUCCUUUUUCGAAGUACUAUCCGGAAGUGGAUAUGAAGGGGAGACAUUCGUCAGUCUAGAACUCAGAGGGUAUGAACCAAGCGGCGAGUGGAAAGGCUCCAAGUAUUGUCACUCUGGAUUCUGCAUAUACUGGACACGCCGCCAUGAUAUUGCGUUGGUCACAAAAGAAUCUAGAGGCCACAGUAUUAUGGAUCAAGUGUCGCAAUUGUCAGAAUCGCCUUUAUUCUCACUGAUGGACAAGCAGCAAGAAGACGACAUGUUCUAUGAGAGUGAGAUACCUGGGAAGGGUAUCGGGCUCAUUGCCAAGAGGCUGAUACGAAAAGGUGAAACUGUCAUGAAGCGCCGGCCGUCAUUGCUAGUACAAGUAGAAACACAAGCUAGGAUGGACGUACACGUACGAGAUAUACUUUAUGACCAAGCAAUGGACGGAAUGAGAGACCCAGACCGCAGUCGUGUCAUGGGUAUGAUGGGCAGCGACCUAGGAGACAAGAUUGACAAGAACUGUUUUCGUUUACGGAUAAAUGCCGAUGAAAAUAGCGAUAGUGGUGAUCAUUACAUUGGCUGUUAUCCCGAUAUCGCCAGGUUAAACCACGAUUGCAGACCGAGCCUCGUAUACGCGAUCAAUAAUUUUACGCACAGUAUCUCCGCAGUACGAGAUAUUGACGCUGGCGAAGAGCUGAGCAUUAGCUACAUCCGUCUGCUCUCUCCUCGAGCUCAGCGUUUAGCGCAGCUGAAACAUUGGGGCUUUAGCUGUUCUUGUGCGCAUUGUACUAUGAGUAGUAAAGAUGCCGCCACGUCUGAUGCUCACCUACGUGCUAUAGUAGGUCUUGAACGGGACCUUGAUAACUUCAAGGAAACGUUGGUUAUGCCCGAGACAGGUGCUAAGCUGGUCGAGCUGUAUCGGCGAGAGAGACUGCAUUUGUAUUUGAGUAGGGCUUAUGCACAGGCAGCUAUAAAUUACGCUACAUUUGGCAGGGAAGAUGAGGCAAAAAAGUAUGCUAGAUUGGCCUUGGAGCGCCUAGGGAUCGAGCCUGUAAGCAACGCUGAAGAUGUUGUUUUGAUGACGCUGCUGUCAGAGAAUCCGCGGUUGCACGGAGCAUGGGAAGCUCGUCUGAAUGCGAUUAAAUGA
This is a messenger RNA of Trichoderma breve, 1233 nucleotides long. Its product is annotated as SET domain-containing protein. The coding region runs from base 1 to 1233 and encodes 410 amino acids. The record is from RefSeq and is a predicted model, not a curated record. NCBI's taxonomy places the organism in Eukaryota, Fungi, Ascomycota, Sordariomycetes, Hypocreales, Hypocreaceae. Gene Ontology annotation, molecular function: protein binding. The transcript has 2 exons.